Molecule: messenger RNA, 750 nt
Organism: Lynx canadensis (Canada lynx)
Lineage: Eukaryota; Metazoa; Chordata; Mammalia; Carnivora; Felidae
Gene: ZCCHC10
Product: zinc finger CCHC-type containing 10
Exons: 4
Coding region: 19-534 (171 amino acids)
Molecular function (GO): zinc ion binding; nucleic acid binding
Source: RefSeq, a predicted model, not a curated record
GUCCGCAGCCGCGCUAAGAUGGCGACUCCCAUGCAUCGGCUCAUAGCUCGGAGACAAGCUGAAGCAAAUAAGCAACAUGUAAGAUGUCAGAAAUGCUUAGAAUUUGGACAUUGGACUUAUGAAUGCACAGGAAAAAGAAAAUACCUACAUAGGCCUUCAAGAACAGCAGAACUAAAGAAAGCUUUAAAAGAAAAAGAAAACAGAUUAUUAUUAUUACAACAAAGCAUCGGAGAAACUAAUGUAGAAAGAAAGACGAAGAAAAAAAGGUCUAAGAGUGUCACCAGUUCCAGUAGCAAUAGCAGUGACAGUUCAGCCAGUGAUUCUUCAUCUGAGAGUGAAGAAACAUCUACCUCAUCCUCCUCAGAGGACAGUGACACCGAUGAAAGUUCCUCCAGUUCAUCGUCUUCAUCCUCCUCCACAAGCUCUUCCUCGUCCUCUGAUUCAGACUCAGAUUCUAGCUCUUCCAGUAGCAGCAGCACCAGCACAGAGAGCAGCUCUGAGGAUGAACCACCAAAGAAGAAGAAAAAGAAAUAGAAUCGCUUCGUCCCUAUUGGACUGCUGGACUGAACACAUCAGUGUGAUUCUCGAAAGGGAAUUUAGAUUGUGUUAAGGCCAAACAGGUUAACCAGUCAACAUUUCUAGAGUUUGGAAGUUUCUAAAUGUUUUACACAUCAUAAGAGCAUAAAGAGUAUUAAUAAUGGAUUAUAUAUGUGUGUGUGUGUGUAUAUACAUAUAUAUAUAUGUAUAUGU